AUGGCCUCUCACUGUGUGGUCACAGUCCAGCCCCAGUUUUGGACUGCCCUGCCGGUAGGCCAGUGGCAGACAGGGAUGAUGGACUGCUGCUCCGACUGCAGCGUGUGUCUUUGCGGAACCUUCUGCUUCUUCUGCCUCUCCUGCCAGGUGGCUGGGGACAUGAAUGAGUGCUGCUUGUGUGGCUCCAGCGUGGCCAUGAGGACACUCUAGCGCACCAGAUACAACAUCCCGGGCUCCAUUCUGGCUGACUACCUGUCCACUGUGUGCCUCCCCAUGUGCUCACCCUGCCAGCUGAAAAGAGACAUCAAUUGGAGGAAGGAGCAGGGCAUAUUCUGGUAA
This is a messenger RNA of Apus apus (common swift), 339 nucleotides long. RefSeq names its product placenta-specific gene 8 protein-like. The transcript has 3 exons. Gene Ontology annotation, biological process: positive regulation of transcription by RNA polymerase II. Lineage: Eukaryota; Metazoa; Chordata; Aves; Apodiformes; Apodidae. The record is from RefSeq and is a predicted model, not a curated record.